Molecule: messenger RNA, 2388 nt
Organism: Planococcus citri (citrus mealybug)
Lineage: Eukaryota; Metazoa; Arthropoda; Insecta; Hemiptera; Pseudococcidae
Exons: 1
Coding region: 1-2388 (795 amino acids)
Biological process (GO): DNA integration
Molecular function (GO): nucleic acid binding
Source: RefSeq, a predicted model, not a curated record
AUGUUUAGUAAACUUGCCGGUGGUACUCACUUCGUUUCGCUCGAUAUUUUCAGAGCUUAUUUCUGCAUGGUUGUAGAUGAGCUAAGUGCUAUAUUACAGUGCCUUAGUACUCAUUUAGGCGCAUUCUACGUUCACAGACUUAUGUUCGGCGUUGGCAACGCUCCAUGGUACUUUCAGAAAUUUAUGGAUGAAAUAUUAUCGCAUAUACUCGGUGCUGCGGCGUUUUAUGACGAUGUCAAAGUUCAAGGAGCCACAGCCAAAGAGUUACUUGACAGACUACGUAUGGUUUUCCAAACAUUCCGUGAACAUGGUUUGAAAUUGAACAAAGAUAAGUGUCAGUUCAAUUUGAAAUCAAUUACUUACCUUGGUUUUGUUAUCGAUGCAAACGGAAUUCGAAAAACACCAGAGAAAAUCGAAACCAUCGUUAAAUGCGAUUAUCCGAAGAAUAUCGAGCAGCUACGUAGUUUUAUUGGUCUCAUCAAUUACUAUGGCCGUUUUAUUCCGAAUAUGGCCGAUAUUCUCGCUCCAAUGUACCAAUUAAUGCAGAAAGAUGUUCAAUUUGUUUGGAAUAACCAAUGUCAAGCAGCUUUCGUUCGAUUAAAACAAGAAAUGACAGAAGAUCGUAUCCUAGUGCCAUAUGACCCUAAAUUACCUCUCGUUUUAGCUGCUGAUGCGUCAUCGUAUGGUCUAGGCGCCUGUUUAUCGCAUAUUUUACCAGGCAAUGAAGAAAAGCCAAUUGCUUUUUGCAGUCGUACGUUAUCGAAAGCUGAACGUGGUUAUAGCCAACUGCACAAAGAAGCUACAGCUAUUUACUGGGCUGUAAAAAAGUUCUUCGUUUACCUUUUUGGUCGCAAAUUUAUUCUACAUACGGACCAUAAACCGCUGACUGCGAUCUUUCAUCCCAACAAAAACUUACCUGAUUUAACUGCAGCCAGAUUACUUCGUUACGCUUGUUUUCUGUCGAAUUUCGACUACGAUAUACAGUACCGAAGAAGUGAAAAGCACAGCAAUGCCGAUUUUCCUUCUCGUUUUCCACUACCGAUUUCCAGUAACGAGAAAACUGAUGCAGCUAGUUCAGUUUUACUGCUAGAGCAGAUCAGCAUUUUACCAGUUACAAGAGCUGAAAUUGUUUCAGAAACGGCUAAAGAUCCAGCGCUAAUUCCUGUUCUCAAUGGCUUACGUUCGAAUUCCGGCCUUGAGAAAACCUGCUUCGCUGGCCAAGAAGCUGAAUUUUCGAUUGAAUCCGAUUGUAUUUUCCGAGGUUGUCGAGUCGUUGUACCUAAAGCUCUACAGCAACGAGUUCUUCAAGAAUUACAUACUGCUCACAUCGGUUCUACUAAAAUGAAAAACCUCGCUCGAAAUUACAUUUAUUGGUCCGGUAUUGAUCGAGACAUCGAAAAUAUUACAACUCAAUGUACCGGAUGUUCUCAAGUUAGAAAUAAUCCUCCUAAAAUCGAUCGUCAUCCCUGGUUGUAUCCAGAAAUAUCGUGGUAUCGUCUUCAUUUAGAUUACGCCGGACCAUUUCUCAAUAACUACUUCCUACUUGUUGUUGAUGCAUACAGCAAAUGGGUAGAAAUUUUUGUAAUGAACUCGAUAACAACUUCUAAGACGAUAUUCUUUCUUCAAGAUCUGUAUACUCGAUUUGGUCUUCCGGUUAUGAUUGUCACCGAUAACGGUCCUCAAUGGACGAGUGAAGAAUUCAAAAUGUUCAACUCUUCAAACGGUAUUAUCCAUAAAUUUUCUGCUCCUUACCAUCCUGCAAGUAAUGGGCAGGUUGAACGUUACGUGCAAGUCCUAAAAAACAGCUUAAAAGCUAGCUUGUUCGAUAGCAGUCAAAGUUCAUCCAUUACGGAAAGAGUGAAUCUGCUACUCAUUCAGCUACGCAGAACUACUCACAGCCUGACUGGCAAAACUCCGGCUGAGUUGUUAUUGCGCCAUGGUUAUCGGACCAAGUUAGAUUUGCUUAUCGAUCCUCAUACGAAACGUAUCCGUUCGGAUCAAAUUCAACAAAUCGAGAAUACCAAAAUUCGUGACAUCAAACCUGGAGAUCCAGUCAAUUAUCGAGUUUACAACGAUACGAAACGUAAAUGGGCAACUGGCCUAGUUAUUUCGAAAGGUCCAUUAAAUGCUGUGAUACGUGGUGAGAAUGGCGAAACUCACAGAAGACAUCUCGAUCAAAUGGUAUCAGCUCCUCAUGCCGAACCUUCUUCUGCAGGGGAAGGUACUAGCGAUCAACAACAAGGAACUACGUCGACCAGCAGCGAACAGCAGCCUUCAACUUCUCAAACUCAACCGUCUCAACCUGAUCCUCCGAAACCUCCUUCUACCGACGCUGAGCUCCGUCGAUCAAGUCGAUCUCAUAAAAUUCCAUCUAGAUUGGAUAUUUAG